This is a messenger RNA of Stegastes partitus (bicolor damselfish), 1812 nucleotides long. RefSeq names its product glutamate decarboxylase 1. Gene Ontology annotation, cellular component: cytoplasm; presynaptic active zone. Gene Ontology annotation, biological process: GABA biosynthetic process. Gene Ontology annotation, molecular function: glutamate decarboxylase activity; pyridoxal phosphate binding. The coding region runs from base 1 to 1812 and encodes 603 amino acids. The transcript is spliced from 17 exons. The record is from RefSeq and is a predicted model, not a curated record. Lineage: Eukaryota; Metazoa; Chordata; Actinopteri; Pomacentridae.
AUGGCGGCGUCUGCACCCUCCUCCUCCGGCGGCGAAGCGGAUCCCAACUCGACAAAUUUACGGCCACCGGGCUAUGACGCGUGGUGUGGAGUUGCUCAUGGAUGCACAAGAAAAUUGGGAAUGAAGAUAUGUGGAUUCCUGCAGAAGAACAACAGUCUGGAGGAGAGGAGCAGGAUCGUGAGCUCCUUCAAGGAGCGCGCGGCCAAGAACCUGCUGUCCUGCGAUAACAUCGGCGGAGACGCGCGUUUCAGGAGAACAGAGACCGACUUCUCCAAUCUGUUCGCCAGAGAACUAUUACCUGCCAAAAAUGGAGAGGAGCCAACCAUGCAGUUCCUGCUGGAGGUCGUGGAAAUCCUCACCAAUUACAUCCGCAAGACCUUUGACAGAUCCACCAAGGUGCUGGACUUCCACCACCCCCACCAGCUGCUGGAGGGCAUGGAGGGCUUCAACCUGGAGCUCUCCGACCAGCCCGAGUCCCUGGAGCAGAUCCUGGUGGACUGCAGGGACACCCUGAAAUACGGAGUGAGGACAGGUCACCCCAGGUUCUUUAACCAGCUGUCCACUGGCUUAGACAUCGUGGGCUUGGCGGGAGAGUGGCUCACCUCCACAGCCAACACCAACAUACACUUCUUCCCUCCUGCUGCUUCAGUCAUCAGCCCAGAGCUUCUCUUUAGAAAAAUCGCCCCUGUUUUCGUGCUAAUGGAGCAGCUGACACUGAAAAAGAUGAGAGAGAUCAUUGGCUGGCCGGAUGGAGAGGGUGAUGGAAUAUUUUCUCCAGGAGGAGCCAUCUCCAACAUGUACAGCGUGAUGAUCGCCAGAUACAAGUACUUCCCCGAAGUCAAGACCAAAGGAAUGGCGGCUGCACCCAGACUGAUCCUCUUCACCUCAGAGCACAGCCACUACUCCAUCAAGAAGGCCAGUGCAGCUCUGGGCUUCGGAACAGAGAACCUGAUCCUUUUGAACACAGAUGAGAGAGGGAGAGUCAUUCCUGCUGAUUUGGAAGCCAAAGUAAUAGCGGCCAAGCAAAAGGGGUAUGUUCCCAUGUUUGUGAAUGCCACCGCUGGGACCACCGUCUACGGAGCCUUUGAUCCCAUCAACGAAAUUGCAGACAUCUGCGAAAAGUACAACAUGUGGCUUCAUGUGGAUGGAGCCUGGGGAGGAGGUUUGCUGAUGUCCAGGAAACACAGACACAAGCUGAACGGAGUGGAGAGGGCCAACUCAGUCACCUGGAACCCUCAUAAGAUGAUGGGAGUGCCGCUGCAGUGCUCUGCCAUUCUGGUCAGAGAGAGGGGGUUAUUACAAGGCUGCAACUCCAUGUGUGCUGGAUACCUUUUCCAGCCGGACAAACAGUACGAUGUUACAUAUGACACAGGCGACAAGGCCAUCCAGUGUGGGCGGCAUGUCGAUAUCUUCAAGUUCUGGCUCAUGUGGAAGGCAAAGGGAACAGUAGGAUUUGAGCAGCAUAUCGACAAGUGCCUGGAUCUGUCAGCGUACCUCUACAAUAAAAUAAAAAACCGAGAGGGCUUUGAGAUGGUGUUCAACAGCGAGCCGCAGCACACUAAUGUCUGCUUCUGGUACUUUCCACCGAGCCUGCGAGGUCUGCCUGAUGGCGAAGAGAGGCGGGAGAGGUUGCACAAGGUGGCCCCAAAGAUCAAGGCCAUGAUGAUGGAGUCGGGGACCACGAUGGUGGGUUACCAGCCACAGGGAGACAAAGUCAACUUCUUCCGCAUGGUGAUCUCCAACCCCGCCGCCACCAGGUCAGACAUCGACUUCCUGGUGGAGGAGAUCGAGCGACUGGGCCACGACCUGUAA